CAUAGAGUCGGGGGGCGGGGCCAGAGCGGCCACGGGCAACAUGGCGGCGGCCAGGCUCCGCUCCCUGUGCCGGCAGCUGGCGGUGCCAGUGAUCCCCUGGCGUGGGUACCGCGGGGAUUCCCCAUCGGAUUCCGGGAAGGACGUGCUGGAGAUCCCGCUGCCCCCCUGGCAGGAGCGUCCCGAGGAGCCGCUGGACACCAAGAGGGCCCGGCUGCUCUACGAGAGCAGGAAAAGGGGGAUGCUGGAAAACUGCAUCCUGCUCAGCCUCUUUGCCAAGGAAAACUUGGGCAGGAUGAGCGAGGAGCAGCUGAACCGCUACGACCGGCUCAUCAACGAGCCCAGUAACGACUGGGACAUCUAUUACUGGGCAACUGGUGCGUGGGGACACCCCUUGGGACACCAGGAUGGGCCCCUGGGAGAUCAGGAUGGGUCCCCAGGACCCUGGGAUGGACCCCUUGGGGAUGGAGAUGGGUCACUGGAACACUGGGAUGGGCCCCUGGAAGACCAGGAUGGGUCCCCAGGACCCUGGGAUGGACCCCUUGGGGAUGGAGAUGGGUCACUGGAACACUGGGGUGGGCCCCUGGAAGAUGGGGAUGGGUCACUGGGAGACCAGGAUGGGUCAGUGGGACACCAGGAUGGUGCUCCAAGCUCCACGUUCCCGGUGCUCUGGGACUCCCCGGAGUCCCGUUGUUGCGGUUGCCGGGAGACCGAGUCGCAUUCCGCGGCAACAUUCCACACCCUCUCGGCCGGCCGGGAAGGCCGGGAGCCGCUGCCAGCACCUCCAGCCAUGGCGUAG
Lepidothrix coronata (blue-crowned manakin) is the source of this 796-nucleotide messenger RNA. It is a transcript of the gene SDHAF2, whose product is annotated as succinate dehydrogenase complex assembly factor 2. Gene Ontology annotation, biological process: mitochondrial respiratory chain complex II assembly; tricarboxylic acid cycle; mitochondrial electron transport, succinate to ubiquinone. The record is from RefSeq and is a predicted model, not a curated record. NCBI's taxonomy places the organism in Eukaryota, Metazoa, Chordata, Aves, Passeriformes, Pipridae. Gene Ontology annotation, cellular component: mitochondrion. The transcript is spliced from 4 exons. The coding region runs from base 41 to 796 and encodes 251 amino acids.